Messenger RNA from Nematocida major, 3747 nucleotides. RefSeq names its product cleavage and polyadenylation specificity factor subunit 1. The transcript has a single exon. Gene Ontology annotation, cellular component: nucleus. Gene Ontology annotation, molecular function: nucleic acid binding; protein binding. The record is from RefSeq and is a predicted model, not a curated record. The coding region runs from base 1 to 3747 and encodes 1248 amino acids. Lineage: Eukaryota; Fungi; Microsporidia.
AUGGGCCAUCUUUUGCAGGAGAGGUAUUUCGGAAGUGCGAACCAGCACUUGGCAAUGGGCGAGUUUGUUAAGGGGGAGGUGUGUCUUUUUUCGGCAGGGUGUGACAGAAUUGUGCUGUACAGGGUUCAGAACGGCGUUUUGGUGAAGAUAAAAGAAAAAAGAGUUUUUGGAAACAUUCUGGGGGUUGUGUCUGUGCCCUCUACGUGCGAAGAGCCGGACUCUCUUUUGGUGCACUUUGAGCACGCGCGCGUGUCGUCUGUUGUGUUUCGGGAGGAGCAGAACGAGUUUGUGUGCAAGGCGCUGCGGUUCUACGAGAAGCAGCAGUAUGGGUUUGUGACCGGGCCGGAGAAAAACAACUCGUUCAUCCGGGUGGACGAGGAGCACGAGUUUUCGUACCUGCAGAUUUCCAACACGCACUUUGCAAUUUUUUCCUCGAGCUCCGUCGGAGAAAGCAAGGUUUUCGAAAUGCAGAAGGUCCGGCCAAGGCACUGCGCAAUAAAGGACGUGGUUUUUCUCAAGGGUUAUUCCUCGCCCACGCUGUGCUUUCUCUUUGAGGACACAGUUGCGGAGCGGUCUCGGAUUCUGGUGUAUGUGCUGAACCAGGAGCGGGAGCUGGCGUUCUUCUUUGAGGUGACGUCGGUGCCCCACGGGUGCUACAUGCUUGUGCCCACGCCCGACAAGGCCUUUAUGGUGCUUGGCGCGUGCGGGGCGCUUUUCUACAGCCAGUGGGAGAUGCUUGGGGUGCGGUUCAACGACUUCUGGUCUUUUGAGACGCUUGGGAUACAGGAGAGGCUCCUGGAGGGCCGAAAGUUUAUGAUGGAGAGCGGGAAGUGCCUGGUGAAGGAGAAGGACAUUUUUGUUUUCUCGGAGAACAUCUUUCUAAGGUUCACGAUUCUGGGGGGAAACUCCCGGAUACACAACGUGAUUCCGACAAAGAUCGAGCUGGGCAUCUGCUACAACAGGCCAUACUCCACGGCGGUGCACCAGAACUACGGGUGUGUCUCCACGGCGGAAGGCAUGUUUCUUGUCACGUUUGAGGCGGAAAUCAUAACAGAGAAGGUUGAGCAGCAGCCUGCAGACGUGGUUACAGAAGAGUAUGCGAGCAUGUUUCUGCAGGACAGCUUUGGGCUGGACGAAAAUGCGCCCGCUGCAUCGGACGGGCGUGUGCAGACCAAGUACAUCACGAAGUCCGCGCGAAGAGCCCGCGAGGGCACCUCCAGCGCUGCCGAGCUUAGCCCGGGGCUUGAGGCGGGAGGCAGCGGGCCCGAGGAGAAGUCCUACGAGAGAGAGUACGAAAAAAUGUUUAAAAUGGCCGGCGAGUUUGAAAAAAAGAGCGAGCCGGUCAGCAAAGAGACAGUCACCAGCAGGGUCGUUAUUUCGCAGGCCAUUCCGUCGCUGGGCGAGGUGAUGUCCAUAGAGCCGAUUUCUCUGGUUGACAAGCAGUGCCGGUACCUGGUGGCUGCAGGCUCUCCGGGACGGCCCUUGCUUGUCGAAAUGCGCGAGGGAAUAGACCUGCUGUACACGCAGACUGCAAAGAUUCGGGGAUACUCCGAUCUGUUUGUGGUCGACGCCCAGGAAAACAUGUAUCUUAUGACCAAGGAGGGUGAGAGCGAAGUUGUGCAGUGGGCCGGGGACCUUGAUCUGGUGGAGUCGGAGAUAUCUGCGAGCAAGACGAUACUGUUUGAGCCCACGUCGUUUGGGUAUCUCCAGGUGAGCACCACGGAAAUUGUGCAUCUAACAAAGAGCUUCAAAAAGAAGAAAAAAGCUGUGCUUCCCGAGCAGGCGAAGGCUGCAAUAAACAUAGAGGACGUGGUGUUUGUGCUCGGCGCGGAGGGGGGCAUCUACCAGUAUAAAGGCGCGAAAAGGCUGAAGGUGCACAUUGAAAAGGCAGUGGCGUGCAUGGCCCUGCACGGAGACACGCUUUUUGUAGCCACUGGAGACGGUAGCCUGGUGGAGUAUUCGAUCCCAGAGCGCAGAGUUGAGAGGGAAUACAGCCUGUUUUCGGUGUUUCCUUCUGUUUUGGAGCAGGCGGACCUAAGUGUAAAUGCCAAGCACCGCCUGGCCAUAUUCGAGAUCGCGGCUGUUGAGCACAUGUCUGUGCUGUACCUGGUGGCACGCACCAUCAACAACGAAAUUGCGAUAUACAAGAAAAGGGGCGAGGUCUUCUUCAAGGAAACGGCCAGCAACAACGCAUUCUACUACGAGAGCGCAGACAAGGCAAACCGAAAGCUGAACAGGCUUAAGGUGUGCGGAGACCUGGUCUUCAUACCCGGGCACUACCGGACGAGGGUGCUGGUCUUUUCGCAGUACUCGCUAAGCCUGCACUGGGCCCGAAUGCCCAUAGAGUCGAUAGGCGAAAUAUCUGCAGGGCGCCCGGGGCCCAGAAGCUUUAUCAUCAUGGCAAAGGGAAACAUAGCCAUAGGCACCAUGCCAGACUACGAGUGCGACAAGUCCAUUCUGUACAAAAAAACAUGGGUGGACAGCAUAUGCCAGAAGGUUGCAUACUCAAGCGCGAAAAAGGUUGCGGUGGCCUCUGUCUACACGGAAAAAGAGUACACCCAGAGCAUGAUUCCCUUCACCGUGCAGGCAACCACGGAGCUGGACGCAGAGCCUGUUCCGCUGCCGUCUAUGCCGGACUCGAGCGUAAACCCGCUGACCCGCGCGUACUCUCUAAAGAUAUACUCCCUCGAGGAAAUACGGCAGUACAGCCGCAGCGACUCCGUGCUUACCGCUGUGGACGAGUAUGUCCUGGAGGACAACGAGUAUGUGGCAUACCACAUGAUUGCGAGCCUUCCAGACCAGCAGAACACAGAAGGCCACUCCGAGUUUGUGAUUGUGUGCACAACAUACAUAACAGACGAGGACCUCAUGGCGAGGGGGCGGCUGAUUGUUCUGGAAAUAGCCUCUGUGGUUCCAAAAAGAGAGCGGCGGGAAACCCGGCACAAGCUGAAGGCGCUCGCCGCCGAGAAGACCAAGGGCGCGACAACCGCGUGCGACAUUAUAAAGGGCAACAUUGUGGUUUGCGUGGGGACCAAGCUCAUGAUAUACAAAUUUGACCGGAACGAAGGGCUCAUGGCAGUGGCCUUCCACGACAUCCACGUGUUUCUCACGUCGUGCAUGGUCAUGCGGAACAUCAUUGUCUGCGGAGACGCGUACAAGGGCACGUUUCUUCUUUUUUACCAGAGCGAGCCGCCGCUUCUCCACAUGCUGUCGCAGAGCAGCGGAACCCCGUAUCUUCUGAAGGGCAUUGGCAUGACGCGGUACGGGACGUCUCUGAGCCUUAUUUCGUACGACUCUGCCAGGACCGUGUCCAUACACACGUAUGCGCCACAGCACAUUCUCUCGCAGGGGGGAACCCGCCUCAUAUCCCGGGGCGAGUGCAAGCUGCCAGACGAAAUCUCCGGGUCCAUUAAAGUGGAGGCCAACGGCAUUGUGCGGACGGUCCUUUACACAAAGAACGGAUACAUGUACUCGCACAAGGUGGUUGACCAGAGCAGGUAUGUUGCUCUUCUGGACCUGCAGCAGGCAGUCGAGUCUAGCCACUGGGUCUCGCUGGGUACAAAUCCAAAGUCGCACUGGCACUCAAACAAGCCUGCGGAAAGCAAGGAAAUCACCCUGAAGGAGGUUUUGCAGACAGGCCUUAUGGAGGAGUUCUACAGCAUGUGCAACGCGCGCGCAAACAAAAUUGCGUCUGAGUCGGGGCGGGCGUCGUCUGGCGCCGUGAAAACAGAGCUGGGCCUCUAUUAA